Messenger RNA from Leptopilina heterotoma, 774 nucleotides. RefSeq names its product secreted RxLR effector protein 161-like. NCBI's taxonomy places the organism in Eukaryota, Metazoa, Arthropoda, Insecta, Hymenoptera, Figitidae. The record is from RefSeq and is a predicted model, not a curated record. The coding region runs from base 1 to 774 and encodes 257 amino acids. The transcript has a single exon.
AUGUUAGAAAAAUUCGGUAUGAAAAGUGCAAAUUCAUUGAGUGUUCCAGCAGAACCAGGUUUAAGUUUGCGUAAAAGUGAAGUAAAUAAAAAAGAAUGUAUUCCUUAUCGCGAAGCAAUAGGCUCACUUUUAUUUACUGCAAGAACAUGUCGACCGGAUAUAGAAUAUUCAGUCAAUUAUGUGAGUCAAUUUUUAGAUUCUUUUAAUAAGGAACAUUGGCAAGCUGUAAAGAGAAUUUUUAGAUACUUGAUAGGGACACGAAAUUAUGGUUUGGUUUUUGGAAAUAGUGGGAGUACACUUAAUCUUUUAGGAUUUACCGAUGCAGAUUACGCAGGGUGCAUACAAACACGAAAGUCAAGAAGCGGUUUUGUGUUUCUGUUAAACGGUGGACCAAUAUCUUGGUCGAGCAAGCGUCAAGAUGUAGUUUCACUAUCGACAGCCGAAGCAGAGUAUAUAGCUUUAGCAAAUGGAACAAAAGAAGCUAUUUGGUUACGUCGGAUGUUGAAUAAGUUAGGUAUUAAAUGUGAAACAGCUCCAAUUUAUGUUGAUAAGCAAUCCGCGAUAAAAUUGUCUAAAAAUUCUGAAUUUCAUCAGCGAUCAAAGCACAUAGAUGUGCGAUUUCAUUUUAUUAGAGAUGUGAUUGGUAGAAAAGAUAUAGAAGUAAAAUAUGUAAUGUCAAAAGAUCAAUUAGCUGAUAUUUUUACUAAACCGUUACCCAAGCAACAGUUUGUAUAUCUUCGAGAAAUGAUGAGUGUAUCAGACCAUUCAAAAUAA